Harmonia axyridis is the source of this 2656-nucleotide messenger RNA. RefSeq names its product scaffold attachment factor B2-like. Gene Ontology annotation, biological process: regulation of transcription by RNA polymerase II; regulation of mRNA processing. Gene Ontology annotation, molecular function: RNA binding; sequence-specific DNA binding. The record is from RefSeq and is a predicted model, not a curated record. The transcript is spliced from 14 exons. Bases 114 to 2372 code for a protein of 752 amino acids. Gene Ontology annotation, cellular component: nucleus. NCBI's taxonomy places the organism in Eukaryota, Metazoa, Arthropoda, Insecta, Coleoptera, Coccinellidae.
AGGUACUGUGGACAGUGCACGUCAUAUUGAAUUUUUUCAUCCAUUACAAUCGCAUUUAACUGAAUUGAUCAAUUCUUCAUUAGUCGUUUAUUUAGCUUUAAGAAUUCGCUAUAAUGUCAGAUUCUGAUUGUAAAAAGCUAAGUGAAUUGAGAGUAGUGGAUUUGAAACUUGAAUUGGAGAAAAGAGGACUUGAUCAAAAGGGUGUUAAGCAAGUUUUGAUGGACAGAUUACAAAAGGCUAUCAUUGAAGAAGGGAAAGAUCCCGAAACGUAUUUAUUUAAACCUUCUGACGAGAAAACGCCGGUCAAAAGGCUAUCUGUAUCAGGUAAGUCGGACUCUGAUAAGACAGAUGAUACAAAUACGGAAAGUAUUAAAGAUAAACCAGUGCAGGGUGCUUCUAAGUCUGAAAAACCUGAAUCAGAAGAACUUGAUGAUAAGAACAAUCAGAAAGAAGAUGAUCAUGAGUCUCCCAUUACUUUAACCUUGGAAGAAGAAGAAAAGAUUCAAGAUGAUGAAAACAUACCCGAGACAACGACUAGCAAGGAUAAACCAGAAUUAGAUGAGAAGAAAUCAGCUAAUGUGGAAGAAUCCCAGGGAGAAAAUGCAGACAAGUCAACAUCUGAGGCCGAAACUACAAAGAAGGAAGCAGCAGAUUCAUCGAGCAGUUCCGAUGGUAAAAAGGUGCCAAGUAACGCCAAUCCUCGUGCCAUAUGGAUAAGUAAUGUAGCUAUGAACACACGUGCUUGUGAUAUUAAACAGGCUUUAUCUGAAUAUGGCAAAGUAGUUGGCGCUAAAGUAGUUGUCAAUGCUAAAUAUCCUGGAACAUGUUGUUUCGGAUAUGUUACAAUGGGUUCUGUUGAAGAUGCUAAUAAGGUCAUUGAAAACUUGAAUAACACCGAGCUGAAUGGCCAUAUCAUAAAAAUCGAGAAGUUCGAUGUAGUUAGAGGGGAACAACUGAAGCAAGGCAAAAAUGGCAGGAAAAGUCCUGAUCGCUCCAAAUCGUCUUCAAAAAGAGAAAAAUCUCCUGCUUCUCAACCUAAGAGUCAAAAAGAAGAUGACGAUAAAGCCCCUAAAGACAACAGCGACGAUAAGGCGAAGGAAAGUGAGCCGGAACAAUUGGAUAAAGAAGAUGCAGAAAAGAAAACUGAUGACAAGGAAGACAAAGAUGAUAAAGGGGAACGCAAAGAAGACAGGAAGAGGCAUGUGUCAAGUGACAGAAAAAGCCGUGACAGCAAAAGAACAUCUAAGGAGCGGGGCUCUGUUAGGUCACGUUCUCGCGAGCGUAAGAAUAAGGAAAUUCUUACUUUCGAUAAAAUACGAGAGACUCGCGAACGCCAGAGGCUAAGAGAAAAGGAGCGUCUUUUGCGGGAAGAAUCACGCCGUAGGCAUGAAGAAAGACUCCGUCAGAAAGAAAUUGAACGCAGGCAACGUUCAGAAGCUAAUAGGUUGGAACGGGAAAGAGAAAAGCUGCGCAUUGAAAGGGAAAAAAUUGAAAGAGAAAAGAACGAGCUGAUCAAAUUGGAGAGAGAAAGGCAGAAGUUGGAAAGAGAAAGAAUUGAACUGGAGAAGAUGGAACUGCAGAGGACCAGAAUUCGUUUGGAGGAGGACAGAAGAGCUACCAAGCGACCUGCUCCUUAUCGCAGAGACGAAUCGUUCGAAGAUAGAAAGAGGUCUUCUGAUACCCGACACUUCAACGAACCUCCCCCUCCUCAUUUCGAAAGCAGUUCAAAGUUGAGAGAUUCGAGUCCUCCGAAGAAGUUUUCCUCCAAGGAAUACAAAUCUCCUUAUGAUAAAAGGGAUAUCUCAGAAAAGAGAGGCAGCAGAGACUUCGAUUCUGACCGUAACAGACAUUCCUCUGGCUCUAUGGGUGGUAGGCCUAGUUCUGGUAAAUUCGAUAGUAGACCCUACGAGAAUAUUCGUGAUAGGGAAUUGCACGAACGAAGCAGAGAUGCCAUACCAAGUGUAAGCUCAAGGGUAACGAAAGAACACAGGUUUGAACGCGAAAGAGAACGUAGCCCUCACUAUCGUCCAGGAGAGAGGCGUGUUAUGUCAGAUGGUAAGCCUAAAAUGCCAACAUCUUCAUCUAGACCAUUUGCAAGUUCAUCGACUGAUAUGCCACAUUUCGAAUCGAGAGGCCCAUCAUGGAAUGCCCCCUCCCCUAAGCAAUUUACUAACAAUCCCAAAUGGCCCAAGGAAGAUGCUUGGCGUUCAAAUGCACCAACUGAAAGGUGGAAUAACACUGGAAGAAGUCCCAACUUUGGUGGUGGGUCCAACAUAACAAUGGCCCCAGCCUGUCCACCCCCACCAGCUAUCAACAAUUAUUCCGAUCGUUUUGAUUAUAACAAAAUACCUAGUAGUAUAAGGAAAUACUAAAUGGCAUUAAUGAGUUCUCGUCCACGAUAUUUUUUAUUUGCAAUUUUUUUCAAUUCGAGUUAUUUUUCCUCACCCUUAUAGACUUACUAGUGAUUUUUUUGAACUCUGGUACAAGGAAUAUUUGUAAAUACAAUUUUGUACAAUCGUUUUAUGUUCAGAAACUACAAGUCAUGAAUGCAUAUUUGUGUUGAUUACGUUUACAUACAAAUUUUUUAAAGGAACUGUACAAAUUACAAUUUUUUGUGUAGGCAUCAGUGUAUUAUAAUAUAGCACUCUUGAAAUCA